AUGGCUUACCCCAUACAAUUAGGCUUCCAAGAUGCAACAUCACCUAUUAUAGAAGAACUACUACAUUUUCAUGACCAUACAUUAAUAAUUGUCUUUCUAAUUAGCUCAUUAGUGCUCUAUAUCAUUUCAUUAAUGCUAACAACAAAACUAACUCACACUAGUACAAUAGACGCCCAAGAAGUAGAAACAGUAUGAACUAUUCUACCAGCCAUUAUUCUAAUUUUAAUUGCUCUCCCAUCUUUACGAAUUCUCUACAUGAUAGAUGAAAUUAAUAACCCAUCACUCACAGUAAAAACCAUAGGACAUCAAUGAUAUUGAAGUUAUGAAUAUACAGACUAUGAAGACUUAAGCUUUGACUCUUAUAUGAUUCCAACAUCAGAAUUAAAGCCAGGAGAACUACGAUUACUAGAAGUAGAUAACCGAGUUGUUCUACCAAUAGAAAUGACAAUCCGAAUACUAGUCUCUUCUGAAGAUGUACUACACUCCUGAGCCGUACCUUCUUUAGGGUUAAAAACAGACGCGAUCCCAGGACGCUUAAACCAAACAACUCUUAUAUCAACUCGACCAGGUCUAUAYUAUGGACAAUGCUCCGAAAUCUGUGGAUCAAAUCACAGCUUUAUACCUAUUGUUCUUGAACUAGUUCCACUAAACUAUUUUGAAAAAUGAUCUGCGUCUAUACUAUAA
Odocoileus virginianus texanus is the source of this 684-nucleotide messenger RNA. The record is from the annotation of a RefSeq genome assembly. Lineage: Eukaryota; Metazoa; Chordata; Mammalia; Artiodactyla; Cervidae.